Ruditapes philippinarum (Manila clam) is the source of this 961-nucleotide messenger RNA. RefSeq lists its product as uncharacterized. Bases 272 to 961 code for a protein of 229 amino acids. NCBI's taxonomy places the organism in Eukaryota, Metazoa, Mollusca, Bivalvia, Venerida, Veneridae. The transcript has 2 exons. The record is from RefSeq and is a predicted model, not a curated record.
GUUUAUUUUGAACUAAAAUAACUUAAUUAUAAGGUUGAAUGAAUUUGACCUUUUUAAAAACUCUUUUUCAUUGGUGGAUUUUAAUUUAUGCAUUACGUAGGCAGUAAACAACUUUCUAUUGGUCGCCUAUAUUUUUGGCGGUAAACUUUUUUGUCGCUUGCGCUUCUGCCUUUUUGGUCCAUUUUUGUAUUCGUUUGACAAGAAGAUCACAUGUUGAAAAUUCUAUUUUACACAAAUUUAUUGAAAGUUAUUUUACAGAAUUGUUCCACAUAUGUUGGUAUUUUAUUUGAUUUAUGGACUGGUGUUUUAUUCAUCAGGAUUUUAUAGUGCAUACCAAGAGGAGUUUUCGUAUUCAGUAAAUAAUAUUUCGUUGAAUACGAAUAAACUUUAUUUCGGUACUUCGUGCCGCGUAAGCUGUUUGUAUUUCGGUACUUCGUGCCGCGUAAGCUGUUUGUAUUUUGGGACUAACAUGGCGUCCAAGGAACUGGAGAAGAAAAAAAUAUUACCUUCUAGAGGUAAAAGAGUGGACUAUAAAUUGUUAAAUGACGGAUUCGGAGAUGAAGACCAGGAAUCCUUCUGGACAGAGGAACACAUGGAAGAUAUUAAAUUGUUUUCCGAGGAAACUACGCAAGCGACCUUGUUGCCAACUUCCGCUUCCGCUAAAAAUGUCAGUUUUCACGAGGAUGAUGAAUUUUCUGGGGAUACAGACUUGAAUAGUAAGAGUCGUCAGACUGAUUCUGGUAUCAUUCAGAUGAAGAAGGAGCUGAGCGCCUUACAACAAGAAGAACGGGUUCUUAAGGAACAGUUAUCCGAAGCAGACGUAUUGAGAAAACAAAUUGAACAGAAGAAACAGGACGUUAAAAAAUUAAGAGAACAUGUAGCUCAUCCACCACUUCGAAAGUGUACAAUUGUCUCAGACUCCAUUGCCAGAAAUGUGUCAGGUAUUUGGGAUACUCAAUAA